CUUUAAACCCCGCUCCACAGCUUUCCUGAAGUGAAUCGUCAUGUGUGUGCAGGUGGCUUUUUGUGGGACGCUCAAGCCACCCUCCCACACAGGCUCUCCCGGAAAGAGGACAGCUCUUCUUUGUCGUCAUCAAUCCUCAACUUCCAACCAACUACAAUCAAACCAAAAACUCGACGCAUCCCAGAAGGUCUCUAUUACCGCGCAAUCGCAUCGCAACCUUUAUUAUCGCAGCUUCGUACACUUUGCAUAUCAUGUCUCUCCAAGAUAGAGCCCAGGGCUACGUUGCCCAACUUGAUAAGGAAGUAGGUUGACCAGCUGGGCUGCGAUAAAUCCCAGAUUCUAGUAGCACAUGCUAACGAUGCUUCGUCAGCUCUCCAAGUACCCUCUUAUCAACAACCUCGAGAAGCAGACCUCUGUGCCCAAGGCAUAUGCUGUCCUCGGUGUCGUAGCGACCUAUUUCUUCUUUGUCCUCUUCAACAUUGGGGGUCAACUGCUUACCAACUUUGCUGGAUUUGUGAUUCCUGGAUAUUACUCUUUGGAAGCGUUGUUCAGCGUUGGUCGAACUGACGAUACUCAGUGGCUCACCGUAUGUCAACGGAUCCAAUCGCCUCUUAUCAGUGUCCGUCUAGCUAACUCCGAACAGUACUGGGUUGUGUUUGCCUUCUUCACCGUUUUCGAGAGUCUUGUAUCUGCUGUUUACUGGUUCCCAUUCUACUACACCUUCAAGUUCAUUCUUAUUCUGUGGCUUGCACUUCCUAUCACUGGGUAAGUUUGCCUGUUUUUGUCUACACAGAACAUUUCUAAUCUUGUACAGUGGUGCCCAAGUUGUUUUCCGCUCCUUCAUCCAACCAGUCUUCUCCAGAUACUUCUCCGGACCUGGUGCUGCCUCUGCCAACCUUCAAUCCAAGGUCUCUGAGAAGAGCUUGUAAAUAGCUCACGGACCAUCAAACGCUUACGCAAUGUCUCGGACAACAUACUAGCAUACAACAAGUAACUCGGCUGGAUCAGAGGCACGAAGAUCCGUUUCCUUUCAAAUGUGAUAUGUGUUCGCGGCGCAAAGAUGGGGUGAAGGGGAAGCUCUUGAUGACGGAAUGACGGGAAUGGCGAUGAUGGUUUGGAAUGCAUGAAAUCAGGAUGCUUUGGAGACGAAUUUCAUUUGGUGGAGGAAAUGACUCGGAUCGAGUUAUUUGUAUAGAUAAUUCUCGUAGGGAAUGAUGAGUGUUGUGGACUACAGA
This is a messenger RNA of Hymenoscyphus albidus, 1235 nucleotides long. The record is from the annotation of a GenBank genome assembly. NCBI's taxonomy places the organism in Eukaryota, Fungi, Ascomycota, Leotiomycetes, Helotiales, Helotiaceae.